Messenger RNA from Alosa alosa (allis shad), 2300 nucleotides. RefSeq names its product FGGY carbohydrate kinase domain containing (gene fggy). The transcript has 16 exons. Gene Ontology annotation, biological process: carbohydrate metabolic process. Gene Ontology annotation, molecular function: phosphotransferase activity, alcohol group as acceptor; kinase activity. The record is from RefSeq and is a predicted model, not a curated record. NCBI's taxonomy places the organism in Eukaryota, Metazoa, Chordata, Actinopteri, Clupeiformes, Clupeidae. Bases 359 to 2023 code for a protein of 554 amino acids.
UUCCAACAGCAUUUCUCACACAGAGUAGGCUAAAUGCAAGCAAAAUAGCAUUCAGGAGUGGACACUAUGGAUUUAAGUCUGGCAUGAUGUCAUUGAAGAUUAAUCAGUCUACUGAGUCUAGCAGGCUACUCUAAAAGUAAGCUGUAGGCUGUGUGUGUGCAAUGUAUUGUUGGAUUUGAACUCAGGAUAAGGAAGUUCUCUCGAAAUAACACAGGUCAUGUGAUCCGUUAUAUGGUUAUAGGUUAGCCAACCCACAAUUUUGACCCUUCGUGGGACCCGUAAAUGUAGCCUACAAAGAGUGUAGUGCGUUAGCCUAUGACCAAAAUUGACUAUCAGCUGAUUUAUUGGUGGUCUGCACAUGGUAGAUAUGGCGAGUGUCCAGGGUUGCAUGGAGCGGUAUUUCAUAGGAGUAGACGUGGGCACAGCCAGCGUUCGCGCGGCACUUGUUACAAGUGAUGGGCAGAUAAAGAGCAUGGCCGAAGAACCGAUCCACAUUUGGGAACCUCAUCCGGAACAUUACGUCCAAUCAUCUUCUGAUAUCUGGACCAAGUGCUGCAGCACAGUCAGAAAAGUGACAGAAGGCAUUGACAAGAUCAAAGUCAAAGGCAUUGGCUUUGACGCAACUUGUUCCCUGGUUGUUUUGGACCACAGCUUUCAGCCAGUUGCCGUUAAUCAUGAUGGUGUCCGUGAGAGGAAUGUGGUCAUGUGGAUGGACCACCGGGCUGCUGAGCAAGCAGUUCGGAUCACUGCCACUGGCCACAGGGUCCUGAGGGGAGUGGGAGGGGUGAUGUCCCCAGAAAUGCAGCCCCCAAAGUUACUGUGGCUAAAAGAGAACCUGAAGGAGAGUUGCUGGAAGGAUGCUGCUCAUUUCUUUGACCUCCCAGAUUUUCUGUCUUGGAAAGCUACUGGAUCAUUAGUAAGAUCCCUUUGCACUUUAGUUUGUAAAUGGACCUAUUCCCCUCCAGAAGGAUGGGACGACACAUUCUGGACCAGCAUCGGCCUCGAGGACCUUUUGGAAAACAGCUACUCCAAAAUAGGUGCCGUGACUUGCACCCCUGGUACUGCUGUGGGUGAAGGGCUUACACAAGAAGCAGCUGCAGAGCUAGGACUCGUCCCUGGCACAGCCGUGGCUGCCAGCCUCAUAGAUGCACAUGCCGGAGGGCUAGGUGUUAUUGGUGCUGAUGUGGCCGGGUUCCACCUACCAUGUGAAGAGCAACCUCUGACCUCACGCUUGGCCUUGAUUUGUGGCACAUCAUCUUGUCACAUGGCAAUCAGCCAGGACCCCAUCUUUGUUCCUGGUGUUUGGGGACCUUACCGGUCUGCCAUGGUGCCCACACUGUGGUUGAAUGAAGGAGGGCAGAGUGCCACUGGAAGACUGAUUGACUACAUGGUGAGAGGCCAUGCUGCUUUCCCCGAGUUGAAGGAGAAAGCAGAGAGAAGCCAAGAAAGUGUUUACUCCUACUUGAACAAACAUCUAGAGGCUAUGGCCAAAGACCCCGCUAACUUGGACCAGUUGACCAGCAGUCUGCAUGUGUGGCCUGACUUCCAUGGAAACCGGUCUCCUCUAGCAGACCCCACUCUGAAGGGCAUGGUUGUUGGACUCUCCUUGUCCCAGACCCUGGAUGACCUGGCCCUGUUAUACCUGGCAACAGUUCAGGCUAUUGCUCUUGGCACCAGGCACAUCCUACAGGCUCUGAAGGAGGCAGGACACUGCAUCACAACCCUCUUCCUGUGUGGAGGGCUGAGUAAGAACACCCUGUUUGUGCAGAUGCACGCUAACGCAACAGGUUUACCAGUGGUUCUGCCUGCUGAGAAAGAUGCUGUUUUGGUGGGAGCUGCUAUUUUAGGAGCCUGUGCUUCUCUUGACCACAAGUCCAUUCAGGAAGCCAUGGAGAAAAUGGCAAAAGUCGGCAGAGUUGUAAAACCAAAUCUUGAGCAAGACCAUUUCUACAGGAAGAAAUUUAGUGUGUUCCUGCGGCUGUUUGUCCACCAGAGGGAGUGUGCUCUUCUCAUGCAGGAGUGACCAUAAGAGGAAUCUCUCCUUUGCAAGUGAGAAGUGAGCAUCACCACACUACAAGAAGUGGCACUACUGACAUUUCAAUACCAGGGCACAGUUCUCCAAUAGAAUUUCACUUUUUUGAGACAUUAGAACUUGCAGUGUAAAACCUUUCAGCUGAUGCAACUGGAAGCGACUUAAUUGUUCUGAUAAGGGACCGCAACCAAGAUUAAUACAAAAUACAAUACAUUACAAUUCUAAAAGUAAUUUUACCAAAAUAAAUUAUUUUUACGAACAUGCUUUA